Dromaius novaehollandiae (emu) is the source of this 2752-nucleotide messenger RNA. RefSeq names its product activation induced cytidine deaminase (gene AICDA). Gene Ontology annotation, biological process: negative regulation of single stranded viral RNA replication via double stranded DNA intermediate; DNA cytosine deamination; defense response to virus. NCBI's taxonomy places the organism in Eukaryota, Metazoa, Chordata, Aves, Casuariiformes, Dromaiidae. Gene Ontology annotation, cellular component: cytoplasm; nucleus; P-body. Gene Ontology annotation, molecular function: zinc ion binding; cytidine deaminase activity; RNA binding. The transcript has 5 exons. The record is from RefSeq and is a predicted model, not a curated record. Bases 85 to 681 code for a protein of 198 amino acids.
UGUACAUCAAGUCAGAGGGCUGUUCAGACAGAGCCUGUGAGACAGCUUCCCUGCAAUCCCAUCACCUGAGAGACCCUGGCAGUCAUGGACAGCUUCCUGAUGAAGAGGAAAAACUUCCUCUACAAUUUCAAGAACCUGCGCUGGGCCAAGGGCCGUCGUGAGACUUACCUCUGCUAUGUUGUGAAGCGCCGUGACAGUGCCACCUCUUGCUCCCUGGACUUUGGAUACCUGCGCAAUCAGAUGGGCUGCCAUGUGGAGGUGCUCUUCCUGCGCUACAUCUCAGCCUGGGACCUGGACCCAGGCCGCUGCUACCGUAUCACAUGGUUCACCUCAUGGAGCCCCUGUUAUGACUGCGCCCGACAUGUGGCUGACUUCUUGCGGGCCUAUCCCAACCUGACCCUCCGCAUCUUCACUGCCCGCCUCUACUUCUGCGAGGAUCGCAAGGCAGAGCCUGAGGGGCUGAGGCGCCUGCACAGGGCUGGGGCCCAAAUUGCCAUCAUGACCUUCAAAGAUUACUUCUACUGCUGGAACACAUUUGUGGAGAACAGGGAAGAGACCUUCAAAGCCUGGGAGGGGCUGCAUGAAAACUCUGUCCGUCUGUCCAGACAACUCCGACGGAUCCUCUUGCCGCUCUAUGAAGUAGAUGAUUUACGAGAUGCCUUUAAAACCCUGGGACUUUGAAGUGAAAGUCAUCAACAAUCAGAAGACUACAUAAACACUUGUCCUUCAUCUCCAACUCUAUUCCUCACAGUAGAUCUUUCUCUUCUUCCCUCUUUUCAUCUCUCUUCCUUCCAGCCCUGUGUCCAGAGAGAUAAGACUAUCCUUACUUUUUCAUUUCCAAGGAAAAUUAGGCUGGUCUUCUGAAAACACAUUGCCCUAGAUUCACACCUUAUCCAUUGCCAUCUGGGAAUAGCCAGGACUGUAGUGACAUUGCCAGAGAGCGAUUUGCCCUCCUUUGGCCCCUGCAGAGAGAGAGCUAAUUCAGGUUGUCCACUCACAUGAGUGCUAGGUUCAGCCUUGCCCAGGUAGGAGCAGAGACUGCAAAGCUGUGCACUUCACUCUGUUCUCACUGACACUGCAUUGAUCUGCAUGUACCACUAGGGCUUUGGGGAAUAUGUCUCUUAGAGUUGCACUACAUUGAGUGUCCUUCCCUAUUAGAUAGUUUAUCUGUCUUUCUGGAUGUGGGCAGGCUCUUGAAGACCACCAGCAUUUUAAGUGGUCUAGCCAAUGUCUUAACAGCAAAAUUCUGUAAGAUGACUGUGGGCUGAAGGCAAUUCAUGAACAGCAGCCAAGGCUAACUCUUCAUGAAAGACUUGCUGAGAGGCAACUGAAUUGUCAGUUUCCAAAGAUCUGCCAUCUUGUGUACCACAAUAUUGUCUUCCCAUAGUGCUGCCCUUACAGGAGAGGCUGAAAUCAGAAUACCUGUGAAAUAAUCACAAAACCUCCUGUACAGGCCCAGUCCCUAUUAUAUCUUCUGUCCAGAAAGGAGGGAGAUUCAGUAGCUACAUGUCCAGGUUCAUGCCCUGGGAGAGGCUGAAACUAGCAGAAUAUUCUCUGGAUGACAUUUUCAGGAGUGAGCUGCAAUUCUGGGUGUCCAGGAAGACAUUUUCUGUGCAGAAACAGGAAGCCCACUCAAUUCCUGUUAAUUACAUUGAGAGCCAUGGCAGCUCUGGGCCAGUGCUGAUCAGUGUAUGGACCUCUCAUCCAGCCAGGAAAGGACUCACCAAGACACUUCACACUGCAGUGUUUUCCAGUCAUACAUCUACUGGUUCAGCAUGUGCAAAAAUGCUACAUUUCCACAUUGUAAUGUCCCUUAGACUUAGUUUCUCAAUCAUGUAGGCUGAGGCUGUGGCAUUUUAGAUGAUGCAUUGGCAUCCAGAUCAGGCACUGUCUGUUUCUUGACAUACCACAGGGCAGAGGACCACAGCUCCCACUACUGGAGUACCUCCCAGCCACGGAGCAUUUCCUCUUAAAUCAGACUUGAGAUAUGCUCCCUCUGCAGCCUGCUGUCCUCUGCUGGAAGCAACCUAGCAGUCCCACAGUAUUGUUUGUUCAGGCAUUUUUACCACUCAUACACUAGCUAGAUACAUCUAGUUGGUGACUGGCCUGAGACCUGGCCAGCAAAACACCUGGCAUGAACAAAGGUGUACAGCCUGUCAGUACCUUCUAUAGGGUGCAAAAUCAAAACAUCCUUCUGUCUGACAAUCACUAUUUCCACUAGGGGAACCCAUUAGCAUUGCUAGAAGCCUGGUCUUGUAGACAAAGUCUUUACUAGGUUGAAGACAUUGGUUGAUAGCUAUACUCCUACUACCACCUUUUUACUGCUUAAAUUGCAGCUGAAUUGUUCUCUAUGGCCUAAUCUCUUGAGGCUUUCCCUGAUCUUAUUGUCAGCGUCCCAUGCUCUGGGGAUGCUCUGUCCUUUCCUUCAUGGUAGCAGCAAGCUCUCUAGUGCACCUUGUUCCUCUUUCUGGGUAAGGCUCCCAUGUUGCUCCUCACAAUGCUUCCUCUGGUGAUGGAUCAGCACCAAGACAGUAAAGCUCUGCUCCCACAGUGCUUCCUGCUAGCAGAGGUCAGAGCUGGGUGCAUCACAAGCUUCCUACAACUUCAGGCUCCUGAGGCACUCAUCUCAGGGAAUCUGGACCAGGAAUACCAGUGUUAGUUCUUUGCAAAGCAUUAAUUUGCAAGCAUGGUGCUGUAUAUUUCCUUGAUAUGGUGCAUAUUAUUUAUACAUAAAUAAAGGUCUUGCAUAUAA